Molecule: messenger RNA, 1481 nt
Organism: Phyllotreta striolata
Lineage: Eukaryota; Metazoa; Arthropoda; Insecta; Coleoptera; Chrysomelidae
Source: the annotation of a GenBank genome assembly
AAAAUUUUGACGUUAGCCGUUGGUUUACUGUUCAAUUUUCGUCAUUUCUCUAUUUAAUUUGUUUUAAAAUAAUUGUUGUGUGAGACUUUUAUUCUGUAAAAGUGUAAAAUAACAUUCUGAAGAUCAGUGUGCAAGGUAACAAGCCAACCAUGGAUUCCAGUCACAUGAAUGUGGAAGAAUUUCAGAAAGUUCUUCGUGAAUUAGAAAAUGCCAAACAGGAGUUGCACGAGUGCAAGCUAAAUUUGAGAUUAUCCGAAAAUAUUCAACUAGAAUACAAGAAUGAGUUGGAUAUAGUGCAAGCAGAAUCUGCGGAUAAGCAAAAAAAAUUAAUGGAUAUGUUGAAAAAACUAGAGGAAGAACAAAUCAAAGUAAGAAUGCAUCAUAUGGAUGAGAAACGCACGAUGGAAGAUUCAAUCCAAAGUAUGAAUGUGAAAAUAGAGAAACUACAAGAAGAGUUGAAUGUCUACAAAAACCACAGUCCCAACCGAUCAGUUAACGGACACAUCAAUACAACCGAUAUAAUUGAUGGUAUUUUAAAUAACACAGGCACCGAUUAUUACCAUGAAAAUGAGGAAUUAAAAAGUAAACUAGCGGAACUUACACAAAUCAACAUAAAUCAAGAUAAAAAAUUACAGGAGUUUUCUGAAGAAGUCCACGAUUUGAGGAGAAUGUUAGAAGUAAAACAAAGCGAAUAUGAUGAACUGAAAGCGAACGUUAGUUUCCUAGGGGAAGAAAAUAUGUGUUACAAAGCCGAAUUGGAUACUUUAAAGAAACCAAUCGCUAAUGAUAAUGAUGGCCAAGGAAAUUCAUUAUUUGCAGAAGUUAACGAUAGAAGAGUAUAUUUGGAAGAUAAAUUAACUGAAAUUCAAUCGAAAUAUUUAUCCGCGAUUGAAGAAAAAAAGUCGUUUCAAAACGAAAUUCGCCAAUUGAAAUUAGAAAAUUUGAACCUGGUAGAAAAAUGGCAGAUUGAUCUCGAUGCUGUGGAACUGGAACAACAAAGAUCCCAACGUUUUUUAAGAAGUCGAAUAGAAGAAUUGGAAAAUACUGUAAAAGAAUAUGAAACAGAACUAGCUUCGUCAAAGGUGCCAGUUAAUAUGAGUGUAACAUCUCUUAAAACUAAAUUGGAAAAGGAAAAGAAAGAUUUGAUGCAAACAUUGACGAGAAUCACACGAGAUAACGUGAUGUAUGCCAAGUGUUCAUCUGAAGCUAAAUUAGAAGUUCUAAAAUGGAAGAGAAAAGCUAUUAUUGCUAAAUACAGUGCAGAAGAAGGCACCAUAAAACAAAAUGUUUCUACUAAACAAGAAAAUACCAUCACUCUAGAUGUUUUUGAAAAUUCCUAAUCAUUGAUAACCGAAAAUUCAAAAUUUUACUCCAUAUAAGUUGUUUUUAUUUUUUGCAAUCUCUUACUCUGUAUUUUCAAUGUCGUUUAAUUAAUUUGAUAAUUAUUUGUAUUAUUCAAUAAGAUGUUUGCAAUAUUUAAU